Messenger RNA from Abrus precatorius (Indian licorice), 2284 nucleotides. RefSeq names its product FCS-Like Zinc finger 8-like. Bases 1045 to 1947 code for a protein of 300 amino acids. The transcript is spliced from 2 exons. The record is from RefSeq and is a predicted model, not a curated record. NCBI's taxonomy places the organism in Eukaryota, Viridiplantae, Streptophyta, Magnoliopsida, Fabales, Fabaceae.
AAACCCAAACCGCUUUCUUAUCUCUUGCCUUGUGUCCUUUGCUUCUUCUCUCUUUCUCUGCAACUAGUUACCAAUUUUUCAUGACUCAUGAUGGAAGGCUGAACUAGUGGGCAAAUAAAGAGUACUGUGAAAAAGAUAACCCCACUACUCAUAAAAGGGAGAAGAGAGAAAAAGAGAGGGGCUUUAUGAAUUAUCAUCACGGUUUCUUUUAAUUUUUUUAUUUUGUUUCAGAAUUUCCCUUUUACGUUUCGGUGCUGAAAUGGGAUUUUAGGGACCAGUUGUUUUGGUUUUACUCUAGAGGGUGUUCGGCUUUUUACUGGUUAGGCACUAAUUAUUUGUGCUGAAAUAGGAGUCCAAGACAGAAAUGCAAAAAAAUUGAAAGAGAGAAAUAAAGGUAGGCAAAAGAAGGAACAAAAAUACAAACUCUUCUUUGUUCUGCUGUCUGAUGCAUGCACGUCUGGUCCUUUGAUCAUGACCACUGAGGCUCUCUUUGCAUGUCGUUUUUGAGCCCCAUCGUGAUUCUAUUCUCAGAAACAGGAGAAGGGAGGGCGAGAAAGCCGGGGAAAAAGUCACCUUUCUUUUCUUUUUUAAAAAACCCUAUUAUUUUCUGUAUUUGUUCCUCCAAUUUUCUCAGUGGUUUAGGAAUGGAGGUCACAGAGGUUUAAUAUCUCAGAGAAAAAGAGAGCUUUCUAUCCAUGGAAACUUGUUUCUGGCUUUCCUUAGAAUGGUGGAUUUGACUUGUGGUACACCUCCAAGCCUUCAAAAUUUUAUACCCUCUAAAACUUCUUCAGUGAAGCUUCAAGUUGGUUUUGAUGUUGCCUUCUCAAACUCAUGCCAGUGUCUAGGUGACAACCUUGUCCUUUCAGGUGAUUCCUAUAAUCUUUCUGUCACACACACACACACACACAAAUACUGUUAUAAGCACUACAACUUAAUAAGGUUCUAAAUAUCUGGGAUAUUCCGUGUAUUGGUUUCACAGUGGGAAACAUAAAAUCAAAUUAUGCUGAGUGAGAGAUCCAGGGCAACGGUUUGUGAGAAGCUCUAAUGGCAGAUUCUGGUUCCUCAACAUCACUGGCAGAAAAGUACAAGAAACCCACUUCAUCUUUCUUUAGUUCUCCGAGGUUGUUCACCAAUUUUUCACCACAAGUGUUUCAUGAAACCGAAACUAUGAUGAGCCCUACCUCCAUACUCGACAGCAAGCCUUUCUCUGGCUUCAAGAACCCUUUCUGGUCCGAAACAAACAGCCCCCGAACCCCAGGGGGUGAACACAAGCGUUACUGGGAUAAAUUGGAUUCAAAAGGCGUAGGUCUUGGCCUAGUUGAUGCUCUUGUUGAUGAAGACAAACAUGGUGAAGUGAAUUCAAAACCAGAGAGCCGAAUGGUUCUGUUUGGAUCCCAGCUCAAGAUUCAGAUUCCUCCCCUUUCUCCGUCUGAAUCACCCAAAUUUAUAGUUGAUUUGGGCAUCAAGAUGAGAAAUUCUCAAUUGGGUUCUUCCUCUGGGAGCUUAUCACUCUCUCCGAUGGAAAACUCUGCAUCUGGUUGUGCCAAUCCACUAAUUGAACCCUGUAAUUCUCACCAAAUUUUCAUGGGGUGUCUCUCUGCAAGCGAAAUGGAACGCUCUGAGGACUACACUCGGGUGAUUUCGCACGGGCCUAACCCAAGAACCACUCACAUAUUCGAUAACUGCAUCAUUGAGAGUAGUUGCUUUGAUGUUGGGUGCCCUGCUUCUUCUGCCAAGGAAAAUGGGGGUUUUCUUGAUCACACCAGCUUUCCCUCUCAGACUUUUCUUAGCAUCUGUUUUCACUGCAAAAAGAAUCUUGGGCAGGGUAAAGAUAUCUACAUGUACAGGGGUGAGAGGGCAUUUUGCAGCCAUGAAUGUCGUUACAAGGGGAUGCUGUUGGAGGAAGAGAUGAGCAACUUGGAAAUCGAGGAUGUUUAUGGGACUUAGCUCCAUUCCUUUAGUCCCCACCCACCUAAAAUCAUUCGAUCUUGCUUCGAAGUGCUUAGAAUAACACCCUCUUUUUUUAUUUUAUUUUAUAGUUUUCUAGGUUAAUUUCUAGGACUAAAAAUAGUCCUUGGAAAUCCUGGAUCACUGUACCUGGUUUUGCUAUUUCUGCUUCUCACCCUCUCUGAGAUAGCAGUGUAGAAGAUAGAGAGGAAUUGAAAGGCUGAGACACUGUAGAGGUGAUUUUGUUGAAAUUAUGAAUUAGGGGAUUGCUGUUGGGUUGGGCACAGUUUUGUCUUUUGAUUGAUGUGUAAUGAUCACUAUGUAUGACUUGAGCUUA